This is a messenger RNA of Micromonas pusilla CCMP1545, 654 nucleotides long. RefSeq lists its product as uncharacterized. Lineage: Eukaryota; Viridiplantae; Chlorophyta; Mamiellophyceae; Mamiellales; Mamiellaceae. The record is from RefSeq and is a predicted model, not a curated record.
AUGCGAUCGCUCCAACGCCGUCCCGUUCACGUCGUACGCCUCCUUCAACGCCGCCGUCUUCAUUCGAAUCUCGUCCAAGAUGGUCGCGCGGUGCGCGCGCUCUUUCACGACCGCCUCCGCGGCGGCGGCGGACAGCGCCGCGGCUUGCUCCUCGAGCAGACGGGUCGUGUUUUUUUCCGCCUCCGCGGCGGCUUCCUCCGCUCGUCUCUCCGCGUCUUCGCCCGCUCUCGUCAGCUCUGCGGCCAGCGCCGCGACUCUCCUCUCAGAUUUUUCAACCUCGGACGCGAGAGCCUCGAUCUGUUCGCCGCGUGCUCGGCCGCGACCGCGUGCUCCGUGCGAGCGCCGCGGUCGACGACGCAGCUCGCGUCCUCCUCAGCCUGGUACACCAUGGCUUUGUACGUCCCGGACCAUUCCUUGUCGUCCUGUGAGCGAACGAGGGAGUGCGUGCGUCGUCGCGCGCGCGGGCGUGAGUUUAGGUUGAAGACGAGGGAGGAGAGAACGAUCCCCGAAGAAGAAGCGGAAGAAGAAAAAAAUGUCGUCCGGCGUUUUAGACGGCGUCGGCGUCGACGACCCGCCGCGACACGACCGGCGUUACGAAGCCGCGCUAAAUUGAGCAACGCGCGACCCCGAGGACGAUUCGUGUUGGCUGUGUGA